AUGCCAGGAGAAGUCAUCGACAGGCCGAACCCUAAGGCCGAACCAUCGCACAUCCCGGAUAUCGUUCAACAGCUGCAGGUCCAACUCGAGCAAGCUUCCUUAGAUCAAUCCACCUACGAUGCUUUGCUCAAGUUUCGUCGGGCAGCUGCUUAUAUUGCGGCAGCAAUGAUUUUUCUCCAGGACAAUGUGUUGUUGAAGCGCGAAUUAAAACAUGAAGACAUCAAGCCCCGACUACUUGGUCACUGGGGAACAUGUCCCGGCCUAAUUCUAGUAUAUUCCCAUUUGAACUACAUCGUUAGAAGGCAAAACCUGGAUAUGCUGUAUGUAGUUGGGCCAGGGCACGGUGCACCAGGUCUGCUAGCCUCUCUGUGGUUGGAAGGCUCGUUGGGAAAGUUCUACCCACAGUACUCCCGAGACGAGGAAGGUCUCAAGAAUCUCAUCUCGACAUUUAGUACUUCUGCCGGUCUGCCAAGUCAUAUCAACGCUGAAACCCCAGGAGCCAUCCAUGAAGGUGGUGAGUUGGGCUAUGCGUUAGCUGUAUCCUUUGGUGCAGUUAUGGAUAAUCCAGACUUGAUUGUCACCUGUGUGGUCGGUGACGGAGAAGCCGAAACAGGUCCAACGGCAACUUCCUGGCACGCAAUAAAGUACAUUGAUCCCGCAGAAUCAGGAGCAGUUUUGCCAAUUCUGCAUGUCAAUGGGUUUAAGAUCAGCGAACGCACCAUUUUUGGUUGCAUGGACAAUAAGGAAUUGAUUUCCCUUUUCACAGGAUACGGCUAUCAAGUACGCAUUGUUGAGAAUCUUGAUGACAUUGACUCCGAUCUCCACUACUCCACAAGCUGGGCAAUCGGGGAAAUCCAUAAAAUCCAGCAAGCGGCUCGCUCUGGAAAGCCGAUCAUGAAACCCAGAUGGCCCAUGAUCGUAUUACGCACGCCAAAGGGCUGGUCAGGGCCCAAGGAGCUGCAUGGUCAACUUAUCGAAGGGUCGUUCCAUUCGCAUCAGGUUCCUCUGCCCAAUGCAAAGAAGGACAAGGAGGAGCUCCAGGCGCUCCAGAAGUGGCUGUCUUCCUACAACCCGGGUGAACUAUUCACCCAGACAGGAGACGUUAUUGAUGAAGUCAAGUCUAUUAUUCCCAUCGAUGACUCUAAGAAGCUUGGUCAACGUUUUGAGGCAUAUAAAGCAUACGAGCCACCCGAUCUUCCGGAUUGGAGGACGUUCUGUGUGGAAAAGGGUUCGCAAGAAAGCUCGAUGAAGACAAUCGGAAAGCUUAUAGAUAGAGUCUUCACCCAAAACCCCCACAGUGUCCGGCUGUUCUCCCCAGAUGAACUAGAGAGUAAUAAGCUGGAUGCCGCUCUGGCGCAUACUGGUAGGAAUUUCCAGUGGGACCAGUACUCAAACGCGAAAGGCGGCCGCGUUAUUGAAGUGCUGAGCGAACAUAUGUGCCAGGGUUUCCUUCAGGGCUACACUUUGACAGGGCGUGUGGGCCUCUUCCCCUCGUAUGAAAGCUUUUUGGGUAUUGUUCACACCAUGAUGGUGCAGUAUGCCAAAUUCAUGAAGAUGGCCCGGGAAACAGGAUGGCACAAGGAUGUGGCUAGUAUCAACUACAUUGAGACCAGUACCUGGACCCGACAAGAGCACAACGGCUUCUCUCACCAAAACCCAUCCUUCAUCGGAAACGUCCUCAAGCUUAAGCCUGAUGCCGCGCGUGUAUACCUACCGCCAGACGCUAAUACUUUCUUAACGACGGCCCACCAUUGUUUGAAGUCCAAGAAUUACAUUAAUCUCAUGGUCGGUUCGAAGCAGCCGACACCCGUUUACCUAUCACCCGAAGAAGCAGAAAGCCACUGUAGAGCUGGUGCGUCGAUCUGGAAGUUCUGCAGUACGGAUGACGGACUCGAUCCAGAUGUUGUCCUCGUUGGAAUUGGUGUUGAGGUGAUGUUUGAAGUCAUUUACGCUGCUGCAAUUCUGCGCCAGCGCUGUCCUGAACUUCGCGUUCGUGUGAUCAACGUGACGGAUCUGAUGAUCCUGGAGAAUGAAGGAGCCCACCCGCACGCCCUGACAACUGAGUCUUUUGAUAACCCUUUCACCUCUGACAAACCAAUCCAUUUCAACUACCACGGAUAUCCGACUGAGUUGCAGGGCCUUCUGUUCGGCCGACCUCGUCUAGAGCGCGUGAGCGUCGCUGGGUACAUUGAGGAAGGAAGCACGACGACACCGUUCGAUAUGAUGCUUGUGAACAAGACGUCCCGCUUCCACGUGGCGCAGGCUGCUAUUAAAGGAGCAGCCAAGCGAAACGAGAAAGUUCAACUCCAUGAGCAAGAGUUGAGUACAGAGUUAACACACAACAUUGUCGAAACACGGAAGUACAUCUUUGCAAAUCGCAAGGACCCUGAUGACAUGUACGAAAUGCCACAAUUCAAAUGA
Molecule: messenger RNA, 2421 nt
Organism: Aspergillus alliaceus
Lineage: Eukaryota; Fungi; Ascomycota; Eurotiomycetes; Eurotiales; Aspergillaceae
Product: putative phosphoketolase
Exons: 7
Coding region: 1-2421 (806 amino acids)
Biological process (GO): carbohydrate metabolic process
Molecular function (GO): aldehyde-lyase activity
Source: RefSeq, a predicted model, not a curated record